CUCUCUUGGCUCCUUGACAUGAGCUCCAUAUAAGGCAGCGAUCUCCAUAGAAACGUGUCAGUUUCAAUAGUAGUGUCAAAGUUCACUAUAUACAGACAUUCGCGCAGAUCCCCCUUCGGAAAAAUUGCUCCGCUAGUCUCCCCGUUUAAACGCAUUCAUUUUGUCUCCCCCUUGCAUAUUCUAUCAGUUGUUUUUUCUUUCCUCCCUUUCUCUCUCCACUCCGCAUGAGAGGUGAAAAUAGGGCGUUUUAGCGUCGGCCGGCCUUUUUUUUUGUCCUGGUGAGUUUUUUUUUCUCUGACAAUUCAGAUCUUCGGAGAAGAAGGGAUUUAACACUCGCCAUACUUUACUUCGGAUCGCGUGGUUAUUUUUUUUCUGUGUGUGUCCCCUCGAAUUGUGAUCGUUUCUUUCCUUUCCCCCCCACCCCCAACUCCCAUAAUCUUUAACCCCUCGUUCUCUCCUAUAUUGCUUUCCUGAAUGGCUGACUGCGUGUUGCCCUGGAUCUGGCCUCCCGACACUUGCUUCCCCUGAUCGGGAUAUUUUUUUAAUUCUUUCUUUUUGCUGCCCAUUUGUUUCGGUUACUGGUGAUCAACGCACACUCAUUCAUUCACUGCUCCCUGUGUGUGUGUGUCUGAGUGAGUUGCUUUGAUCGCAGUUGUAUUCCUUUUCCCCCCUCUCUCUCUCUCUCUCUCUCUAUCUCCCUCUCUCUCUUUCUCUCUCUCUCUCUCCUCAUUUCUGUUACCACCAUCCAACUCUGCUCCCUACCCACAGGACAAAAAAAAUCCGUGCGACCAACUUGUUUUCCCGCACUUUUUGGGCCCGAGAUAUGGCAAUGGUAGUUAGUACUUGGCGAGCUCCACAGGACGACGUGGCCGGAGCUCAGGGCGGCCAGUCUGCACAAGCGCAGCCGGGCCAGCAGCAGCAGGCGGCGUCGGGUGCUCCACACACCCCGCAGACUCCGGGCCAACCGGGGCCGCCUUCCACCCCGCUCGGGGGCAGCAGUCAGAGUGUCCAGCCAGGCGGCGAGAAGCAGCAGCCCAGCCAGCAGCAGCAACACAUCGAGUGUGUCGUGUGUGGGGAUAAAUCUAGCGGCAAGCACUACGGCCAGUUCACAUGUGAGGGCUGCAAAAGUUUCUUCAAGAGAAGUGUUCGGCGAAACUUAACGUACACAUGUCGUGCCAACCGGAAUUGUCCUAUAGACCAACACCACCGCAAUCAGUGCCAAUACUGUCGCCUGAAGAAAUGCCUCAAAGUUGGGAUGAGACGGGAAGCGGUUCAGCGAGGAAGAAUGCCUCCAACUCAACCAAACCCAGGCCAAUACGCGUUGACGAAUGGGGACCCUUUGAACGGCCAUUGCUAUCUAUCCGGAUACAUCUCCUUACUACUGCGGGCCGAACCUUACCCAACCUCUCGCUAUGGGAGCCAAUGUAUGCAGCCAAACAACAUCAUGGGGAUCGAGAACAUCUGCGAGCUGGCUGCAAGAUUGCUUUUCAGCGCGGUGGAAUGGGCCAGGAAUAUCCCUUUUUUCCCUGAUCUGCAGAUCACAGAUCAGGUGGCUCUGCUAAGGCUGACUUGGAGUGAGUUGUUUGUGCUGAAUGCUGCCCAGUGUUCGAUGCCGUUGCAUGUGGCCCCUCUGCUGGCUGCUGCCGGCCUCCAUGCUUCACCGAUGUCCGCAGACAGAGUGGUUGCCUUCAUGGAUCACAUCAGGAUCUUCCAGGAGCAAGUGGAAAAACUGAAAGCUCUGCACGUUGACUCGGCAGAAUACAGCUGUCUUAAAGCGAUUGUGUUAUUCACAUCAGAUGCCUGUGGCCUGUCGGAUGCUGCACACAUAGAAAGCCUGCAGGAGAAAUCUCAGUGUGCUCUGGAGGAAUAUGUGAGGAGCCAGUACCCAAACCAGCCGAGCCGCUUUGGCAAGCUCUUACUGCGACUGCCUUCUCUUCGUACCGUCUCAUCCUCGGUCAUCGAACAGCUCUUCUUCGUCCGUUUGGUAGGUAAAACACCAAUUGAAACCCUCAUCAGAGAUAUGUUACUGUCGGGGAGCAGCUUCAACUGGCCUUAUAUGUCCAUCCAAUGAUGAGAGAAGGACACCCCUCCCCAAACAAAACAAAAAAAAAAAACAAAAGCAUUUUAGGCGAGACACCCUCUCUAUUCAAGGACUUGAAAGUUCCUAUAGGAUGAUAUCUGUGAAAAUAAAAGGACCUUCCAAGAGGCCAAGCUGGUGACUGUGGGAUUUAUUCUGUGAAAAAGAACUGAACUGCAUCAUAUGUAGAACUACACUUACCACAAGCAUUGUUUAUCAUUUUGUAAAAUAUUAGUCAUUAUUUUCUUUUUUGUAAAAUUUAAAAAAAAACAUCGUAUGCGCAUUUUAAAACAAAUCAGAAAUUAGGGGGAAAAUAACAUUUUCCAAAUAAUUAUAAAUUUGUCCUGUGUCUGUGUAUCUAUAUCUGUUUUGUAUUUUUUUUUUCCUGGUUCCAAACCAGGUUUUCUGUGAUUCUAUACUAAUUUUUUUUUAUACGACCUUUUGCUUCAUAUAACGAGUGCGAUUAAUGUCGUCAAAACUAUGUUCUCCAAGAAUUAAAAUUGAAAUCCGAAAUAAACAAAUAAAUACAAGAAUUUAGCACAACGUUUAAAAUAAAGGAAACUUUGUCGCUUUAAGCGUACCGAAUAGCCUGCAUUAUUGGCGAAACUGACGUUUUAAAAAGUGAUCAGAUUAUUAGAGAGCACUCCGAAAUGUUAAUAGAGAAAACGUGUUUUUAAACUCUCACGCAGUGGACCCCCUAAAGAACAUUUGUAUUCUGUGCCGAUUCCCAUUGCCUCUGUAGUUUUGGUCUGAGUGUCCAAGGCACUUAUCUCUUUCAUUUAACAAAGGUCUCCAUGAACUCUGAAAUUAGUUGGACUGAAACUGCUCAUUUAUAUUCAGGACUAUCUUGAUUAAAGUUUUAUUUUGUUUAUGAGAACCGCCCCCAUCCUACCUCCGCCUUGUCUCCGAAUUUCCACGUGGAAAUAAAACGUAAAUUUCCCCUGUAUGCCCCCACCCCAAGACUCUGAAGUACCAUUCAUCUCCCAGUUUUUAAUCAUGUAACCAAACUUUCCUAUCACUACUGCCAAGCCUGUUUACCUGUAGUUUUUUUUUUAAAGAAACAACGUUUAGCAAAAAAAAAAAAAGUACAAGCGCUGUACUCUUGCAAACGCGUUGUUCUGUUGGUAUGAUGGAAUAUUCUUGUAAAAAUGGUUGUUAUGUUGGAACAGUUACAAAAGUGAUAUAAAAGAGAUCUAUCGUA
Leucoraja erinaceus (little skate) is the source of this 3278-nucleotide messenger RNA. It is a transcript of the gene nr2f1a, whose product is annotated as nuclear receptor subfamily 2, group F, member 1a. Gene Ontology annotation, molecular function: nuclear receptor activity; zinc ion binding; RNA polymerase II cis-regulatory region sequence-specific DNA binding. The record is from RefSeq and is a predicted model, not a curated record. The transcript has 3 exons. NCBI's taxonomy places the organism in Eukaryota, Metazoa, Chordata, Chondrichthyes, Rajiformes, Rajidae. Gene Ontology annotation, biological process: negative regulation of transcription by RNA polymerase II; positive regulation of transcription by RNA polymerase II; cell differentiation. Bases 824 to 2071 code for a protein of 415 amino acids.